Molecule: messenger RNA, 1004 nt
Organism: Hyaena hyaena (striped hyena)
Lineage: Eukaryota; Metazoa; Chordata; Mammalia; Carnivora; Hyaenidae
Product: olfactory receptor 13A1
Exons: 1
Coding region: 1-987 (328 amino acids)
Biological process (GO): G protein-coupled receptor signaling pathway
Cellular component (GO): membrane
Molecular function (GO): olfactory receptor activity; G protein-coupled receptor activity
Source: RefSeq, a predicted model, not a curated record
AUGAAGCUGUGGGUAGAGACUCGCCUGAUGAUCAUGGAAAUCCCUCUCGGCCCAAGGACCAUGAAUAACCAGACUCUAGUAACAGAGUUUAUCUUGCAGGGCUUUUCAGAGCACCCAGAAUACCGUGUGCUCUUAUUCAGCUGUUUCCUCUCCCUCUACUCUGUGGCUCUCACAGGUAAUCUCCUCAUCAUUUUGGCCAUCAGCUUCAACUCUGGGCUCCAUACCCCCAUGUACUUCUUUCUGUUCAACUUGGCUACCAUGGAUAUUAUCUGCACCUCUUCCAUCAUGCCCAAAGCACUGGAGGGUCUGAUGUCAGGGGAGAGCUCCAUCUCUUAUGGGGGCUGCAUGGCCCAGCUCUAUUUCCUCACAUGGGCUGCAUCCUCUGAGCUGCUCCUCCUCACAGUCAUGGCCUAUGACCGGUAUGCGGCCAUCUGCCACCCUCUGCAUUACAGCACCAUGAUGAGCAAGGCUUUCUGCAGCAAGCUGGCCACAGGUGUGUGGGUGCUCUGUGCCUUCAACACAGCCAUCCAUACUGGACUGAUGCUGCGGUUGAACUUCUGUGGCCCCAAUAUCGUUACCCAUUUUUUCUGUGAGGUCCCUCCUCUGUUGCUUCUCUCCUGUAGCUCCACCUAUGUGAACAGCAUCAUGAUUGUCCUGGCUGAUGCCUUUUAUGGCAUAUUGAACUUCCUCAUGACCAUCGUGUCAUAUGGUUUUAUCAUCUCUAGCAUUCUAAAGAUGCGGACUGUAGAAGGAAAGAAAAAAGCCUUUUCUACCUGCUCUUCCCACCUCCUUGUGGUGUGUAUGUAUUAUACCUCUGUUUUCUAUGCCUACAUAAGCCCUGUCUCUAGCUACAGUGCAGAGAAGAGCAAGGUGGCUGGUGUACUGUACACCAUGUUGAGCCCUACUCUCAACCCCCUCAUCUAUACUCUGAGAAACAAGGAGGUCAAAGCAGCCCUCAGGAAGCUUUUCUCCUUCACCAGAAAUUAAUUUCUGUCUUCUGGAGC